Molecule: messenger RNA, 336 nt
Organism: Nicotiana tabacum (common tobacco)
Lineage: Eukaryota; Viridiplantae; Streptophyta; Magnoliopsida; Solanales; Solanaceae
Source: RefSeq, a predicted model, not a curated record
AUGGCAAGCGAGACAACGAAGGGGGAAGUCAUCCUUCCAGUCACCGUGUCUGAUAUAGUUCAAGACACCAAGUUUCAUAUCAUCGAAGGUGACAUGGGGUACAACGCCUUACUUGGAAGACCGUGGAUACAUAAUAUGAGGGAGGUACCAUCAACUCUUCACCAGAUGAUGAAAUUCCCAACAAAAGAUGGUAUAAAAAUGGUGUACGGAAAACAACGUGCAACAAAGGAUUUGUUCGCGGUAAACGAUGUGGCACCCAUCAAUUCCCCCCGUCCAAGACGAGUCAGGAAACAGGCUGACUCCCGAGGAACAUGUGGUUUACGAGUAUUCGAAUGA